Eimeria maxima is the source of this 942-nucleotide messenger RNA. RefSeq names its product prolidase, putative. The record is from RefSeq and is a predicted model, not a curated record. The transcript has 6 exons. Gene Ontology annotation, molecular function: metalloaminopeptidase activity; manganese ion binding. Lineage: Eukaryota; Apicomplexa; Conoidasida; Eucoccidiorida; Eimeriidae. The coding region runs from base 1 to 942 and encodes 313 amino acids.
AUGAAUUUACCUUCCGCUGCCCGGUGUGAGGGCAAAAAUGCCCUUGCUGCAGACUUAGGAGUGAGGCUGAACGAGUUGUUGGGCAGAACUGUGAGCACCGACAGACCCUGGCUUGCGUGGCCGACCACUUGGAAAGGUUUGCAGGAAUCUGACGACCACCUUCUGCUGAGGGAAUACUUGACGAGCCCCCUGAUCCACAAGGAAAAGGUUGAAGAGGUUAGACGGCAGUUCAUUAAGGCGGCCAGGGCCAAGGAUAUUGUGAAGGAGGGAGUUGCCAUUUUCCUGGAGGGCGGAACAAGCGAUGAGUGGAUGCUGUAUUCUUCUGACUGCAACAAGGCGGCCUUUAGACAGGAGUCCUUUUUCCAGUACUUGAUUGGAAUAAAUGAACCGGACCUUCAUGCGGCAUAUAUUUUGGCGUCUGAAGAGAUUCUAUUGUUUACCCCAAAGGUCCCCAAUGACGCUCUAAGGUUCGUGGGCCCUCCGAAGGACCCCGCCUUUUACAGCAGUCGAUAUGCAGUGACAGACGUUUUUCAGGUGAAGGAGCCAAAAGAAGUAGAAGAAGAGCUACGGCGCCGGGGUAUACAUACACUGCAUGUGCUGAAAGGGGUGAACUCGGACAGCGGGAGGCCUGUGAGGCCUCCAAAGGCACUCAGCAGCUUUACAUCCUUUUCUGUCGACGAUGCGUCCCUUUAUGAAAUACUUGUGGAUUGCAGAGUCCGCAAGGGAGGAGACUUCAACGGCUAUGCCACAGAUAUCACAUUCACGUACCCCGCAAGCGGCAGCUUCACAGCACCCCAAAGAGCAAUAUAUGAGGCUGUACUGGAAGCACAGCGGGCAGUUAUUGAACGCAUGCGACCUGGUGCUGAAUGGACAGAACUUCAUCGAUUGGCCGAGCGCACUGUUCUCCAACAUUUGAAGGUCAGGAGAGAUCGCAAGGGCUAA